CUUCUUCUUAAAGAUAGAAAAGAUUAAAAAAUGGUUGCAAUGAGAUGCUACUGGUUGCUUUCUUUUGAGAGAGAUUUGCUAUAAAAAUAAGAGAGAAAGAAACUUGAAAGGGAUUUUUAAUUUUAGGGUAAAAUUGAACUCGUCAAAGUGUUACCCCUGACCCCGAUUGCCACAUCUAUUCCAUUUUUUGGGACCUUUUAGAAAAGAGAUUUGCUGCCAUGGCUUCUUCUAAGAAAUGGACUACCCUCGUUUGCUCCAUCGCUUUUUCAAUAUAUUUCUUUAUCAUCAUUUUUCAAGUUCCCAUUUUCAGUAUUCCAUGUAGAAUUGGAAUGUGUAAAACACCAUUAGAAGUGACAUCUUCUCAGUUAAUUGCAAGUGAGGUCUUCCCUCUUUUUAUAGUGAAGACUCUUCUCUACCCUGGAGCUCUAGCGAAAGCAAUUUGCAAGCAGAAAACUCUCCCAAGCUAUGGAAAUCUGCUAAAGUUGUACCAGUUCAAUAAAAGGGCGGUCUCUGCUUCAACAGAUCUCCAACGCCUAGAGGUUCUGGCAGGAAGCUACUUGUCUGUGGGAGGAGCAAUCACAGGUGUGAUAAGACCAGGGAGAAUGAGCUUUUUUGGAAUCAUUCUUCUUAUGUGGGGUCUAAUUAGAGAGUCCAUUAUGGGAAAAUCUGCUUUCACUUAUGCAAAAGGUAUCCAUAUCUAUCCCGCCAUGUAUGUAGCGCUAAUCUCAGCAUUCUUCUCUAUUAGAAAGGAUGUUAGAAAGAUAAUUCGUAGCUUCACUCGAAAGCACGUUGUGAAGGUAAAACGUUUCAAAUCAAAGGUAAAAUGAGACUGGCAAUGGCAUGCAUGCAUCCAUGGCAUAACUAGCUGGGAUGCUUGAAUUUGACAGGUAAGUAACACUUUACUUACCGUUCAAGGCAAUUACAAACGCAAGAAUUAAGAUUUCUUAAUCAUAGGCUUGCUAGUGGAGAACAUGCAACAUGGAUUUUAUGUUUGUUCAUGAGUGAGAAUGACUUGUAGACAUCGUCAAACUCAUUCAUUGUUGCUGUUCUGAAUAGGGGUUAUACAAAAUUCUUUAGGAAGUGCAUAAUGCAACUUAUUGCCCACUUUUAGUUAUUUCAUUGCAUUAAUUAAAUCCAAACAAAAAGAUGGAUUUUUUUUUUUCAAAAAGAGACAUGUAUAAACAAAAUGAAUUAUAGACAUGUGUAGGCUCCUAAUUUUCUUUGUUGAGUUCAUUGAUGACGUUUUGUAUAGAAGAUUGGGAGAAUUCCUUAGAAAAUGUAUAAUGCAGCUUAACAUGGGCACUGUUGGUUCUUUGAUUGCA
Messenger RNA from Cajanus cajan (pigeon pea), 1322 nucleotides. RefSeq lists its product as uncharacterized. The record is from RefSeq and is a predicted model, not a curated record. NCBI's taxonomy places the organism in Eukaryota, Viridiplantae, Streptophyta, Magnoliopsida, Fabales, Fabaceae.